This is a messenger RNA of Python bivittatus (Burmese python), 1086 nucleotides long. The record is from RefSeq and is a predicted model, not a curated record. Lineage: Eukaryota; Metazoa; Chordata; Lepidosauria; Squamata; Pythonidae.
AAAAGAAAAGAAAAGAAAAGAAAACGAUUUUGCUAUCAAAAGUUUUAGGUCGAUGCCUGGAGGAAAACAUUUCCCCCCAUUCCAGAAAGCAAAGGAAUCUCCUUGCCUACAGAAAAAUAGACACAACACAUUUAUUUUUCCCUUGUGACUCAGGAGCCAAGAAUGACGAUGAAGCGACAAUUUUUGAUAACCUUUUUCCUGGCUUUCGUCUUGCAAAACGGGACGUGCAACGGAAUCAAAUGGUUAGCCCUGUUCAAGACUCCGUCGGCUUUGGCCUUGAACCAGACCCAGCACUGUAAGCAGCUGGAAGGGCUGGUCGUAUCUCAAGUGCAGCUGUGCCGCAGCAACCUGGAACUGAUGCAGACCAUUAUUCAGGCUGCCCGGGAGGUGAUCAAGACCUGCCACAAAGCCUUCGCCGACAUGCGGUGGAAUUGCUCCUCCAUCGAGCGCGCUCCUCAGUACUUGCUUGACUUGGAGAGAGGUACCAGGGAGUCAGCUUUUGUGUACGCUCUCUCCGCCGCAGCCAUCAGCCACACCAUUGCAAGAGCCUGCACCACCGGGGACCUCCCUGGCUGCUCCUGUGGUCCCAUCCCAGAUGCUCCUAUGAAGAUGAAAAAAUCAGGAUCACAAGCCAAUAAGCUGAUGCACCUGCACAACAGUGAAGUAGGGAGACAGUCCCUGAAAGCAUCUUUGGAAAUGAAAUGCAAAUGCCACGGAGUCUCCGGUUCCUGCUCGAUCAAGACGUGCUGGAAGGGGCUUCAGGAGCUGACAGACAUUGCCCUGGACCUAAAAAACAAAUACCUUUCAGCGACCAAGGUUGUCCAUCGGCCCAUGGGCACCCGCAAACAUCUGGUCCCCAAGGAACUUGACAUCCGUCCAGUGAAGGAGACCGAAUUGGUUUAUCUGCAGAGUUCCCCUGAUUUCUGCAUGAAGAACGAGAAGGUGGGCUCCUACGGGACCCAGGACAGCGCUGUUCUGGAAAAGCGCUACACCUAUGUUCAAAAGGAGAUCAACGCAUUCCAGAAGAGCGCUCAACCUGGGUUUGAAAGCAGCCUGAAAACAACCGAGAGGCGAAAAGAGAGCUGG